This is a messenger RNA of Cylas formicarius (sweet potato weevil), 4006 nucleotides long. RefSeq lists its product as uncharacterized. The transcript has 11 exons. The coding region runs from base 76 to 3918 and encodes 1280 amino acids. The record is from RefSeq and is a predicted model, not a curated record. NCBI's taxonomy places the organism in Eukaryota, Metazoa, Arthropoda, Insecta, Coleoptera, Brentidae.
AUGCAAUUGGCGUUUUUAUAAAACAAGUCUGAAUAAAGUGUUUGAAGGGGAAGCUUUCCAUUGCGAUUGCUUAAAAUGGAACCAGCUGCCCCCGGGACCGAAGACGAUAACCCUUUCGAUUACGGAUCGUUGAAAAAGCAGGAAACGGAACAGGAACGUUUGCUGAACCAAAAGGCGAUACUGAAAAAUGGCCAGUAUGAUAGCAUCUUCGAGCUCAGCUACGUCAACGGCGUCGAACGUUGGUUCUGCAAGAUGUGCGAGUGCCCCAUCAUGGGCAGGGUUUAUCAGCAUGAACUCGGCCGACGACACACCACCGUCAUGCAAAUCACCAAUCGCCACCUGCAAAAGAAAGACGUCGCGGAAAAAAUUGACGACAGCGUCCAUAUUGAAAUCGCCCCAGGCGAACCGGCGCCCCCCGGCUUUGAGGGCGAAGUGGACAAUAGGCGGGCGCUCAUUCAAGAACGCCUCGACGGUUUCAAAGUGGGCCCCCUUGUCGCCCUCGAAUACCUGAUCGAAAUGCAAGACAUCGACCCCAGCAGGGAACCCCUCUACUUGUGCCUGUUGUGCGACAAACGGGGCGACCCCCGUACCGUCCUCACCCACCUGGCGAGUUACAAUCACAUUUCCCAAUACCUGCAGAAACAUUUCCCGACUUGCUAUCGCGCCCUCGCCCCUUACAUGACUAAACAGUACAAACGCAACUGGCAAAUAGCGUUGCAGAAAAUCGCCGAAGCGAUCGAGGUGAAGUACGGCCGCCUGAGGCCGUUUUCCAUCGAGAAGGACAAGUUCGAGCAGGAACGCAUGAACUUUAUCCAGCUGAUCAAUCGGGGCAAGCAUUUUUCCGAGCUGUCCGGUACCACUUUCAUAGAACUCGUCGUUCACGACGAACUGACCAAGGUUCUCGAAGAGAAACCGGAGACGAAACCUGCUGCUACGGACUGGGCGGGCAGGUCGUUCAUCGAGAAGCCGCCCCAGAAACGCGAUCCCUCGCCCCCCGUGGUCGCCAGGCCGGUAAGGAAAAUCAAACCGGCGACGGGGGACAAGCCGGCGACGAAACCGCCCCCCGCAACCGCCCGGCGGCGGUCGCUGUCGAGCGUUUCGAGCGUGUCGAGCGACGAAGAAACGACCAAGAACGGCCGGGGUCCGCCGAAGAACCUGCAGGGCGGCCAACCUUCGAGGAGGAUGCCCUACGGAAGGGAGAGGAACUACAGGCGGCGAUCGCCGGUGCCGCCCGCGCGCCGCAGACCGUCCCCGCCCCCGCGCAGGUCCCCCUCGCCCCGCGGCAAACUGCCCUGGGAGAAGGGCAAUUACGGCGGCAAGGGCGACUGCGGCAAGCCGCAGCAGCAGCAGCAGCAACAGUCGGCGCCCCCUCGCGGCGGCCGCGAAAAGGAACGUCAAGAGAAGAUCGAGGAGUUGAAGCGGCUGUCGAAAGCGAUCGAGACGGACAUGGAGCGGACGCUGAAAAACCACGAACGGAACCCGGAGAAGCACCCGCGCUACAACGACGAGUGGAAAAAGUUCUGGAACCGGCGCUACAAGGAGCUGCAGGCGCAGGGCAAGGACGCGGCCAAGCACGACUUCAAACCCGAGUGGAUCGACUUCUGGGGCAAGAAGAUGCUCGAGAUGCACCGGGACGAGCUGAAGGCGCGGAAAGACGGCCUGCGGAAGCGUCUCGGCUUGCCCGACGAAGUCGCUCCGGUCAGUUUCCGCAUCGGGGGCGGGACGAAAGGCGCCGCCAAGCCGACCCUACCGAUGGCGGCUCGACCCGAUAACGAUCCCGAGGUGAUCGUGAUCGACGACAAGGAUGACGACAAGAAACGCGCGAGGCCGAGCAGCCCGUGGGAGAGGGAAUCGCCGCCUCCCAAGAUGGCCGUCAAAGCGUCCAAGCGCAGCGUCACGCCUCCUGCGAGGCGGAGAUCGAGGUCGAGGUCGCGGGACAGUAGACGGUCGUCGCAUAGGGGGCGCUCGAGGUCGCCGCCGCUGUCGUCGUCCGAGAAGAGGCGAUCUAGGGAGAGGUCGCGGGACUCUUACAGGAGCGGCGGUCGCGAAAGGGGGCGGUACUCGCGGGAGAGGAGCUGGGAACGCGAGAAGAAGUACCGCGAGAGCUCGUACGAGAGGGACCUGCGCGGCAGGGAGAGGGUGCGGACCGUCGCAGACCUGCCGUGGGAGAGGGAGAAAGACAGGAUGAUGUACCCGCACGGCGUCAUCCUCCCCGAAUACGGCGAAUACUACGGCCCGCCGCCCGGGGUAAUGAUGAUGCGCGACAUCACCCGCAAACCGGUCAUGAUGGCGCCGGGGGUCCACGGAGCCGACGUCGACGACGACGACGACGGCGAGGUCAACCUCGUUUCCGUCCUCCGCCUCCUGACCGCUCUGGAGGAACGACUCGGCUCGCUGGGUCCCAAAAUCAUCGACCUGCUCGCCCAGGCCCUCGCCCUCGAGAAAAAAGAGGCGAACAGUAGCGAAACGUUGCUCGACAACGAGAUCAACUGCGUCAUGUUCGAGACGGUCAAGGAGAAACUCAAAGGGCAAUUGCUCGCCGGCCUCGUCGACCCCAUCCAAGAGCGGGCGUUCAAAAAGGCCAUCCAGAAGACGGCGAAUCUGGUGCACGUCUCGGAGCAGCGGCGCAGGCAACGGGACCACCUGAAGCCCCAAAAGGAGAAGACUCCGGUGGUGGUGCCCGGAGUGGGCAAGGUGGACAAGGCGGCGAUCGCUAAACAAGUGGCGAACGCUCUAGUCGCCCAAGGCAAGACUGACGUCACGCAGGCGGAACUCGAGCAGCUGAUCAACGCGGUGGUGGGCAUGGCGGAGGCGUCGCGUACUUCGAGCCGCCCGGUGACGACGGCCAGUUUCUUGGACGGCCUAGCGGCCGCCAGAGCGACGUCCGACAUCAAGGAGGCGGAGAAGAGCGAGUCGCCCGGCCGGCCGCUAGGGGGCGCGAUGGAGAAUCUAUCCGACUCCGACCUGCAGACGCUCCUGCAAAACUUCAAGGACCUGUCCACCGAGGAACAGAUGAACCUCAUCAAUUACCUGAAGAAGUUGGAAAUCGACGAUCCGGAACGCGUCGAGAGGUUGAGGAAGUUCGUCAACUUGGGUUCGGGCGGUCAAAAACCAGGAGAAAAGGAGGACGACGUCGUCGUCCUCGAACGGGACGACGGCGAAGAGGAGGAGGAGGAGGAGGAGGAGCGGGAGGACCAGGGGCGUGACCGGAGCCCCUUUUCUGCCAGACGUACUGGCGGCAAUCCCGAUGUCGAGCAUCGCCCCGAAGACCGUAGAAAGAUCGUCGACUCUGAAGACGAGGACUACACCUUCGAAGACGUGGUGAAGACGGUGUCGCAGAACGUGCAGCAACGCGAAAUGGACAACAAACGGAAAGUGGUCGAGGACUCGAUCAAUUACGACAACGCCCGUAAGGACGUCGACCUCACCGACGCGAAAGCGCUAAUCUCGAACCUGAUGGGUAAUAUGAACAAGACGGGAACGAGCGCGUCCGGCGUCGACCUCCUGGGCCUCGGUUCCUCAAAUGCCCAUCAGCAGCCGUCGUCCGAAUUAACCAAAACCCUGAGCUCGAUCAACAUGGAGAACUUGGCGAGCAUCGUCAGCAACGUGCAGUCGCUGACGUCACAGCUGCUGAGGAAGACGGCGGAGGAGAACCAGUUGAAGUUUGAGCCGCCCACCUCAGACGCCCGAAGGUCGGUCGCGACGAAGAACCAGCCAGUGGCCACGCCCACUUUCCAGCAAGGGCCGCCGCGAGGCCCCGCCCCUCGCGGCUUCAGGGGCGGUCCGGAGCCGAGGCCCCUAGUGCAAUAUCCUCCCAAGGGUUUCGGCAAUCAGUAUGGGACGAGACCGCCCAGGCAACCGGGUGCAUAUGGGUUCCCCAGGGGCGUGCCUCCCAGGCCCGGCUUCAACAGGUGGUAGAUUUCACAGAGAAUUUAAGUUUGAUCGUUUGUCCGCGAAUUUAAUAAAAUUUCUAUAGGAUUAUUUGAUUUCGUUUUUUUUUUUUAUC